AUGCCGCUCUCAACCGUCAGCUCCAACUCCUCGGAUGAGCGCGAGAACACCAAGGCGGGGCUCAAGGCGUGGUGGGCUGGAUUCACCCGCAAGGGCGCGUCUCCGAUGAAGCGCGCCGCCUACCUGUCUCCCUCGGACGCAGCCAAGGGCGCCAGUGGGACGAGCAGCACCAGCGCCGCUUCUGGCUCUGCAGCCUCGGGCGGCUCUGGCGCCAGUUCGUCCGGCGGCCGCAGUGGUGGUUGCGAUGGUGGUGCAGGCCGCGUGUUUGGCGUACCGCUGCGGACAUCGCUCAAGUAUGCCUCGGUUGCCAUCUCCAUGGCCGGGCCGGACGGGAACCAGUACGUGUGGGGCUACAUCCCCGCCGUUGUCGCCAAGCUGGGGCUGUACCUGAAGGAGAACGCGACCGAGGUCGAGGGUGUGUUCCGCAUCGCGGGGAGCCAGAAGCGGAUGAAGGAGCUGCAGGAGCUGUUCGAGCGGCCGCCCAAGUACGGCAAGAACGUGGACUGGACCAAGACGCCGUAUAGUGUGCACGACGCGGCGAGCGUGCUGCGCCGUUAUCUCAACCACAUGCCUGAGCCGAUCGUGCCGCUGCACCUCUACUCGGAGUUCCGCAACGUCAUGGUGAAGCGCCCGUUCAAACCAGACGCCGCCAUCAAGACGUACCGCCUGCUGAUACAGAGCAGCCCACCUGCCAACCAGUACCUCCUGCUCUACGUCCUCGACCUCCUCGCCGUCUUUGCGCGCAAGAGCGGCAAGAACCUCAUGACGUCUGCGAAUCUCGCCGUCAUCUUCCAGCCGGCCGACGAGCAUCAGACCGCGGUGCAGGUGCUAGAAUUCUUGAUCGAGCACCAAGACCACUUCGUGCUGGGCCUAUCGCCCCCUCCCCCGCCGCACAUUAAGCCAGAGGAGCUGACUGCCGUCUCGCGCGUGGACCAGGCGGCCGCCGCCGUUGACGAUGAGGCACUCCUCCCUUCCGACUCGGACGAGGAUCUGGGCGAGCUGCAGGCGCACGAGGGCGGCGGCGCGGCGAUCGCGCGCAAGGCCGCCGCCGCCGCCGAGGCGGACGCGGCCGCCAGGCGCGAGAGGAAGGCCAAGGGUGGCUUCCUCGCUGCCGCCAUCGGCAAGCUGGCGUCCACCGGUCUCGUUCCGCCGCCGCUACUUGGCCCCUCUUCUUCUUCCCCGCAGCAGGACCUUGCCGCCUCCGGCGCCGAAGCGUCGUCGACGGACAUGCAUCGUAGCGUCAGCGCAAGCAGCGCUGCCACCGCAGCAGCUGAGAAUGGCACCUUUUUGGAAGGCCGCGAGGUAGGAGGGCCUGCUGAUGCUAUUUUUGGCGGGCGCGCGCCGGCAUCGUUGUCGUCAGCGAGCGGCAUCGGCAGCAGCAGCGUCACCGCCAGCGGUGCCACUUCGCCACCGCGCUCUCCCCUGCUCAGCGGCCUCAUUCGCUCUUCUAGCAGAGGCAAGGGCGUUACCAACAGCAACAGCAAAACGAGCGCGCCGUCGAGCCCGGAAGCGUCCACAUCUGGUGGUGUCCGGCGGAGCAAGACUACGCCGACGAAGAAAGCAGCAGUAGAAGGAGCAGCGGGCAAAUUCUCUUCUUCGACUUCUUCGCCGCGCGCUGCCAGGCGAAAGCGCAAGCACGAGGCGACGCACACAGCGGCUAAGCAAGUCGACGAGUUGGGGCUAUCCGCAGCACCGGCAUCGACGUCCGUAGCAGCGGCGACACUUGCCCCCGCAUCUGAAGCAGCGCCUCUUGCAUCUGCAGAUUCCGCGCCCCCUCCGGCCGCAGACGCGCCUGCAGAGGCAACUACGGCGGUGGCAACAGCAGCAGAGGCCACUGUCAGCGGUAUGGCGGACUCGAAGCAGGCCGACGCAGCGACAGCCGCUGCUGCACCGAAAGAAGCCUAUCAAGAUCGUGGCCCAGUCAAGCUGCUCGAUGCCAGUCAACCAAUGCUUGGCGACCCUGCUGCACUACCGCCUUGA
This is a messenger RNA of Tilletiaria anomala UBC 951, 1980 nucleotides long. RefSeq names its product Rho GTPase activation protein. Bases 1 to 1980 code for a protein of 659 amino acids. The transcript has 5 exons. The record is from RefSeq and is a predicted model, not a curated record. Gene Ontology annotation, biological process: regulation of fungal-type cell wall organization; signal transduction; activation of GTPase activity. NCBI's taxonomy places the organism in Eukaryota, Fungi, Basidiomycota, Exobasidiomycetes, Georgefischeriales, Tilletiariaceae. Gene Ontology annotation, cellular component: cell cortex. Gene Ontology annotation, molecular function: GTPase activator activity.